Molecule: messenger RNA, 258 nt
Organism: Indicator indicator
Lineage: Eukaryota; Metazoa; Chordata; Aves; Piciformes; Indicatoridae
Product: ovomucoid-like
Exons: 4
Coding region: 1-258 (85 amino acids)
Molecular function (GO): protein binding; serine-type endopeptidase inhibitor activity
Source: RefSeq, a predicted model, not a curated record
AUGUCAGCCAUGAAGAUAACAGGCGCCUUCGUGCUCCUCGCCCUGGCAGUCCUUUGCCUAGCAAAUGCUGACAAAGAGAAUAAGGUAGACUGCAGUGAAUACAGGAGGUUAGAGAGAGGAAAACCUAUUUACUGUGAAAGACUUUACCAACCCUUUUGUGGCUCUGAUGGGAAGACGUAUAACAACAAAUGCUCCUUCUGCAAAGCAGUCCUGAGAAGUAGAGGCACCUUAGUUAUGAAGCAAGCAGGGGUAUGCUGA